Molecule: messenger RNA, 1561 nt
Organism: Medicago truncatula (barrel medic)
Lineage: Eukaryota; Viridiplantae; Streptophyta; Magnoliopsida; Fabales; Fabaceae
Product: damage-control phosphatase At2g17340
Exons: 12
Coding region: 14-1240 (408 amino acids)
Biological process (GO): coenzyme A biosynthetic process
Cellular component (GO): cytosol; nucleus
Molecular function (GO): ATP binding; pantothenate kinase activity
Source: RefSeq, a predicted model, not a curated record
UCCUAUUAUAUGUAUGCGUAAGAACUUCAUCAAAGUGCUUCUAAAAAAAGUUCAUCAAAGUGACAAAUCUUUCACUUCAUCCUUCAAAAAACCCAAAAUUCACAAAAACUCAAUUUCCCAUUUUCCAUUUCCUCAGAUGGAAAGCGCAUCAGAACUCGUUGAAUUUCCAUUGCUAUUAACACCAAUCGAUUCUCACUAUCGAGCUUGUACAAUUCCUUACAGAUUCCCUUCUGAUAAUCCUCGAAAAGCCACUCCCACAGAAAUCUCUUGGAUUAAUCUCUUCCUUAACUCCAUACCCUCUUUCAAGAAGCGUGCAGAGAGUGAUACUUCUGUUCCCAAUGCUGCAGAAAAAGCUGAAAAAUUUGCUCAAAGGUAUUCUGAUAUACUUGAAGAUUUCAAGAAAGAUCCCGAAAGUCAUGGUGGUCCACCUGAUUGCAUUGUUCUAUGCAGACUUCGUGAGAUAAUACUUAGAGAAUUGGGAUUCCAAGAUAUCUUUAAAAAAGUCAAGGAUGAAGAAAAUGCAAAAGCCAUUUCCCUGUUUGAGAAUGUUGUUCGUGUUAAUGAUGCCAUUGAAGAUGAAGUCAAGCGAGUUGAGAAUCUAGUUAAGGGAAUUUUUGCAGGAAACAUAUUUGAUCUUGGUUCUGCGCAGCUUGCAGAGGUUUUCUCUAAAGAUGGAAUGUCCUUUUUGGCUAGUUGUCAAAAUCUUGUCACCCGUCCUUGGGUCAUUGAUGAUCUUGAAGCUUUCAAAGUGAAAUGGAUCAAGAAUUCAUGGAAGAAGGUUAUCAUAUUUGUUGAUAACUCAGGUGCUGAUAUUAUUUUGGGUAUUUUACCGUUUGCCAGAGAGCUUCUUCGGCGUGGGAGUCAGGUUGUAUUGGCUGCAAAUGACUUACCCUCGAUCAAUGAUGUGACGUAUUCUGAGCUAGUUGAAAUUAUAUCAAAGUUAAAGGAUGAAGAAGGAAACCUUGUGGGUGUCAGUACAUCAAAUCUUCUAAUUGCCAACUCUGGCAAUGAUUUACCUGUUAUUGAUCUUGCAAGAGUGUCACAGGAGCUUGCUUACCUUGCCAGUGAUGCAGACCUUGUCGUCUUAGAAGGGAUGGGCCGCGGAAUUGAAACAAACCUCUAUGCUCAAUUUAAAUGUGAUUCCCUUAAGAUUGGAAUGGUCAAACAUCCUGAGGUUGCACAAUUUCUUGGGGGUCGUCUAUAUGACUGCGUACUCAAAUACAAUGAAGUUUCAAGUUGAUAAGGUUCAAUUUUUUGGACUAAUAUGCUGCAUAUGUGCUGUUUUCACUAGUUAAUCUCUCAAUUUGAUACUGCAAUAUAUGCCUGAAGCUAGAUUCUCUCUAGAAUGUCUUUUUAUUAUUAAAAAAAGGCGAUACAACCCGGGCAUUUUACUUGUAAUAACAAUGUUAUUGGUUAUAUGUAUAUGACUUCUUCUAUUUAGCACCAAUACGUUAGAUCAAAGCUAUGUCGAGUGUCUGAGAUGUGUUAGUGUCAGAUACCGACAUGAUUGAUGUCUAUAUUCAAUUACUUCUAUUUUUUUUAUAAAACUAUUAUUGGUGUC